CAUUAAAAGCCACUAAAAUAGACUUUAAUUGUACAUGAAUUUCAUUUAGUCCGUUUCAACUCGAAUUCUUAAAGUUCAAAUUGGCUAAAUCAGUGACAUCAGCGGUCCCGAACCGCUCCUCACACAGCGUCCACUCGGUCACUGUGAAAGCCUGACCUCUAGAGGUGACCGACUGGAAAGGACGAAUGAAUCUUUUGUUUUAGCCAAUUUUUUUCCUAUUCUGGAACUCUACUAGUUAGAACUAUGGAAAAAAAUCCAUUGUUAAAACUAAAAAAAUAAACAAUUCCACGAUGUUGAUGAUGAAUGAUCAAACAUUCAUAAAAUAUAUAAUCAAGGAAGUGGUAUUUAUCUCUGAGCAUCAUCAUAUUCCUUUCUGAAACAAACACUAAACAUUUACGACACACACACACACACACACACACACACACACACACACACACACACACACACACACACACCACUUUACAGUCUGAACGUCACCCCUUACUGCAAAUUUGAUUAUGAAAAUACAUUCAAACCAAGAUGGAAAUAGUAUCUUGGCUUGUUUAGUUCAAACAAACACAAAUGGUGAAAGAUAGGUGAAAAUUAUCCGAAGGAUUAGGUGCAGUCUACUGUUAAGCCUUCUGAAUUUUUUUUUUUUUUUUACAAUCAUUCUUUUAUUCUUUUUUUUUUUAUGUCAUCUCAUGCUUUGAUUGCCAUUCAGACCAAUAUGAAGAGGAAGGCAUAAGAGAUUAUGGAGACAUAUUCAAAGACGACUAAAUACUCUAAGAAGGAGAACUGCUAAACAAGGACUGCGAGAGGAAUAAUAAAAAAGGUUGAGUAACCUGAUCAUUCUCCCAAAUUCCUCAGUACUGUCAACAUUUCCAUUAUUGGAGCUGGACUGCGACUCACCGAACAAACAGCAUCCUAGUGCCUAGAGGGCAGCAGGACUAUGACAACAGUGCUGCCACAGGACUCUGAACAGGAUGAAGAUCCCACAAACCUGUGGAACAUCCACUUCAGACGACAACAGCUCCAGAACCGGCUUCAGUUUCUACAGGCGAUCCAAAAGAAGAACAACAAAAUAGAAGAAUACCUCGCAAAUGAAGAGGGCCCUUCAGAACUGGACAGAAUAGAAGAGGAGUUGAAGUUACUGGAGCAAAAAGAGAAUGAUCUUAUUAAGGAAAAAAGCCCGAGUUCGACAACACAGUCCAUGGACAAAGAUCCAAUCCAAGCUCCAAUCCAAGGACUCUACAUUCUCCCAGUGUCUUCUACAGAAACUAAUUAUCCUGUCUUUGCUCUGCAAGAGGAAAACACAGAAACGGUAUCCCCUACGAUUGCUCAGAAAGAAGAAAACAUAGAAACUGUAUCCCCUACCAUUGCUCAGAAAGAAGAAAACAUAGAAACUGUAUCUCCAACCAUUGCUCAGAAAGAGAAAAACACAGAGACUCUAGUAAGCCUGGACGAUGUCAGCAUGUCCCCUGCCAAAGUGAAGUGCCCUGCUUGCCUUAAGAUUGUCACCACUGAGAUCGACUAUAAACUGGGCAGCAAUGCCUUCGUCUUUUGUUGUCUCUUAUCUGUGGUAGGGUGUCUGGCUGGAUGUUGCCUGGUCCCCUUCUGUAUGAAUCGCUUCAAAGAUGUCGUCCACAGGUGUCCAUCCUGCCACAAAGAUAUCUGUUUGGUUAAUAGGAUUUGAAGCAAAAAGUAAUACGGUUAAUAAUCUGUAACAUCAUGACUGUGAAAACUUCCAGAAGACCUUGAAGCCGAGCACAGGACAUGGUCAAAAGGGAUUUGUAUCUCUUUGCUGGGGAAGUCAAUAUGUAGACUUUCAGAUGUGGCAAAACUAUAUGUACAAAUGAAUUCAACUAGCAAUUAAUAACGGUCUAAGGGGAUCUAAUGUGCUACACUAAUAUUGUGCUAGUGGCUAACAUUCAUUUGUAUGAACCACUUCCAAUAGGCUUUUAGGGUGAUAGAAUCAUAGUAAUGACUUGUAGUGGAAGAAGUACACAUCAUGUACUACUGGCUCAUUUUGAGUGUGACAUGACCAAAUCAUUGGUUUGGACUCACUCUGACCAGACUGAAUCAGAGUUGUUAACAUUUGGAUCAGUUUAAUUCACAAUUGACUCAUUCAGUGCGCACUGAAUUAAAUGGUUCACUGAAAAGAAUCAAUUCAUUCACCAAAUGACCAUCACUAUCACAUCUUGGAGUGGUUCACUAUUUUUUCAUUAUAAAAUAACAUGUUUAUCUAAAGUAUAGUGCAGUGCAUGUAAGAAAAUUGAGAAAUAGUACUUAUAGUAGGCUUACUAUGUCAUACAUAAAGAUACUCAUUUUCAUAUGAAGGUUUCUUGGUAAAUAAAAAAAAAAAAGUGUGGACAGUAACAUUGGUUUGAAUAACAAUCGGGUCCCUUGAAACAAAACUUGUUUAUCAUUGCAACAUCUACAGUAAAAUUAACUGAUAUCCAAAUUUCCAGGUUUGAGUGACAUUUGUGAUUCUAUGAAUGCAAUACUUCUUUGCAUUCAUGUAACAGUUAGAUAACCUGAAGAACUGUUAUAAGAGGAAUGCUGUAUCAAAUGUCACUAUGAAAACAAUGGAUUUAUUUUUGUACUUGAAACUUUAUCAUGGGAAACCCUAAGAUAACCCUAAAAUAUGUAUAAUAUUAGAUAUUCAGAAUAAAAAAAACAUGGUUCCAGUAACUCUUAUGACCGAAAUAAACAAAAGCAGACACAGUUUUGAAUGUCAUUCCUCUGGUAUAUUUAAGAGACUCUAAAACAUCCUCUACGACAGUAUUUUCACAAUACAUCGAUUUUCAUUGACACAUGAUGGCAUAUAUAUACUUUUAUCUUUAAAACUAUUCACAAAAUAGAGAUCAUGGAUGCGCCAAACAUGUAUAAAAAUAUGUAUUACAUCCAUUAAAAUAUAUACACAAUGUGCAAAACAUAUGGCAUACAAAUGAUUGAUCAACCGCUUUGGAGCACGUUGAAAGGCGGCAGUAAAUAUCGCCCAGUGUCGUCACCACUGAUACAUAAUAUACAUCAAUGUGUGGAAAAAAGCUAGAUGAGUCCAGCAGAUGUUGCUGAAAAUACGGAGCUAGGAUUCCUAAAUCUCUAAAUGAUGCUCAACACAAGCUGAACUUCGACAUCCUAAAUGGAAAAAAACGCAAGCCACGGGUUUCUAGAGCUCAGCCAGGACAGGUGUCCAUGCAAAUAGACGAUGUAAAACUAAAAUGAUGCUCUGAUAUCUAUCUUCUGCAUAUACUGUAUACAAUACAGCACUGUAUAUAAAACACAAGUUAUUGCUUUACUCACCAACUGCGCAAUGAAACAACAAACUUAUAUAGACUCUUUUCAUCUAGUCAUCUAAAUUCAAUGGAGAAUUCAAUGGUUGUCCAACAGAAAAAUCCUCAAUCAUCUACAAUACCGUUCAAAAAUUAAGGGUACGAUUUAUUUUAUUGUUUUUGAAAGUCUCUUAUUCUCACGAAAGCUGCAUUUGUUUAAGAAAAAAUACAGUACUAAAGCAACUGUAUGUAGUUUUGUGACUUUGUAGUGUUCUUUAGUACACGUGAAUUUGUUGCUGCCGCAAAGCAAUCUGCCCUUUUCAAAGCUUUUCGGACUGACUUACCGAACUUCCAAACUCCCAGAACGAACAUUCAGGGGGCAUGGGACUGAAGCCAUCGUCUUAUUAGAUAUCAUUAUACAAUUAAAAAAUAGUUUUCAAGACCUUACAUACAGCUGCUUUAAAAUAACUUGUUUCUAUUAAAUAAUACAGUUGAAAAUGAUUUAUUCCUGUGAAGAUUUUUUACUCCAUUACUCCAGUCAUCGUCAAAUUAUCCUUGAAAUAAUUCUAAUAUGCUGAUUUGGUGCCCAAGAAACAUUAUCAAUACUGAUAUCUUUGUGGAAGAAAUAUGAAAAGAACUUAAUUUAUUUGAAAUAUAAAUAUUUUGUAACAAAUGUAUUUACUAUUACUUUAAAUCAAGUUAAGGUGCCCUUGCUGUAUAAAAGUAUGAAUUUCUUAGGAGGAAAAACACCUACUGACCCCGAAUUUCUGAACAGUACUGUAUGUAUCUACAUGAAGCGGCAUAGUACAAUAUUUGGGCUCUUUGUUUAUAAGUUUUAAUGCCACAAAAGGCCUUAAUAACAUCACAUGACAGAAACCUAGCCACGUCAGUUUGUAUCAUAUUCUUUCUCCUCCACUUGCUUGUCAGAGUAAUAUUUUAUUAAAAUAUUGCACGAGCAAUGCCAAAAACUGCUCUGAACAGUCCGACACGUGCAUUAUUCCUUACUGGACUAAAUUUGCCCCCAAACUGAAAGAUUAUACUAGUUAGGACUAGUAUUUGGAAUUUUGUUCUUCCCUGGAGAGGCCAAAAUUUGUACAGUAUGCAGAGUGGACAUUACAAACAAAGCCUUAAAAACAGAGCCGAUGAGCAUUGUUAAUCGUUCGUUUAGUAAGCAGACGACACACGUAACACUGAAGCACAAAAAGCUGAUAAAAGUUCUCUUUUAUAAAAGCGCAUCUGUAAAGACGCUUUGACGUUGUGCGGUUUGAUCUAACGUUGAUGAGCAGUUCAUCACUGCAGCAGGAAAGUGCUGUACAUCUUGUACUUGUACAAAUAAUGUGUCCCUUCAGAACAAACUGAUAAUCUGAAAGAUGUUAGUUCAAAGCCAGUGGACGCGUAUUGCCUUGCUGAAUGGAAAGGUACAUAAACAAUCCAUUAAGUGGUUGACAACAUUAAAUCAUGAAAGAAAAGCACAGAUAAAAUCAGAAGAAAAAAACACCAAGAGGAUGUUUUUCUG
Messenger RNA from Carassius gibelio (silver crucian carp), 4770 nucleotides. RefSeq lists its product as uncharacterized. The transcript is spliced from 9 exons. The record is from RefSeq and is a predicted model, not a curated record. The coding region runs from base 932 to 1675 and encodes 247 amino acids. Gene Ontology annotation, molecular function: zinc ion binding. Lineage: Eukaryota; Metazoa; Chordata; Actinopteri; Cypriniformes; Cyprinidae.